Aureobasidium pullulans EXF-150 is the source of this 726-nucleotide messenger RNA. RefSeq lists its product as uncharacterized. The record is from RefSeq and is a predicted model, not a curated record. The transcript has a single exon. Bases 1 to 726 code for a protein of 241 amino acids. NCBI's taxonomy places the organism in Eukaryota, Fungi, Ascomycota, Dothideomycetes, Dothideales, Saccotheciaceae.
AUGUACACACUGCUUAGCCGUGCUGGGCAUGUGCCACAAAGGAUGCUGGGUCUGAUGACUGCAAAUUUUGGCAAUCGCCUUCCAGCUAUAAAGUCACUCGUGCACCAGAACAGCACAACAUACAUCCCGGUCCUGCAGUCGUUGGAGCUUCUGGCAUCUUCCCGUCUGUUUAGCAACUCAUCUCGUGUCGAACUUCCAAAGAGCCUGGAUUCCCGUAUAGAGGAAUACGAUCGCUACAACGAGAUAUGUCGAGCCCGAUAUGCCGAAGAUGCUACCUUCCGCAAAAGGAACCUUACCAAGGGACACAAUCGAAGGAAAAAUUUUGACUCCCGUCGCUCGCAAGCAUUCCAAUCCUGGGUGAUCCGGCAAUUGAAGAAAGGACCAUCGGCCUCUUCAAUCAUCUGGGAUACUCACGUCCCUUUUCACCGUCAAGACACACCAGGCCGACUCUUCUGUACGGGAUGUGGCAGACAUCAUCCCCCCAAUUACCGUGUUUUCUGGGAAAGAAAGGAUCAACCAGGGAUCUUCGAUUGCCACACCUACUACACUAGGGGUUGGUCAAGAGUACUUCCGCUCAAUGCUGAGGAGCUCGGCUUUGGAACAGAGAUUAUGAAGGACUACUAUCAACCCGGACAGGACGGUGCUUUAUCGGAACACUCAACUAUUGUGGGUGAGGCUGAGGAAAAUGCGACCGUCACUGGUGUCAAACCAGCGAGCAAGACAUGA